Molecule: messenger RNA, 1628 nt
Organism: Cryptotermes secundus
Lineage: Eukaryota; Metazoa; Arthropoda; Insecta; Blattodea; Kalotermitidae
Product: V-type proton ATPase 21 kDa proteolipid subunit-like
Exons: 7
Coding region: 93-695 (200 amino acids)
Biological process (GO): proton transmembrane transport
Cellular component (GO): proton-transporting V-type ATPase, V0 domain
Molecular function (GO): proton-transporting ATPase activity, rotational mechanism
Source: RefSeq, a predicted model, not a curated record
CUGAACUAGGUUGAAAGAACGCAACCUGCUAGCCUCAAGGUUUUUGGUCACAUGAGUAUUCAUGUUGUUAGGUGAAAAGUGAGUGAGUUAAAAUGAGAACAACAAUAGCAUAUCUUUACAUUGGAUUUUUCAGUCUCUUGGUGACAGGAAUAAUUCUGUUUUAUCUGCUAACUGGAAGAGGUGAAGCUCUGAGUAUAGCAUGGUUCCUGGAAGAAACCAGUCCAUACUUGUGGGCUAGUACAGGCAUUGGACUCUGUGUGGGAUUAUCAGUGGUUGGAGCUGCUGUAGGCAUCUACACCACGGGUGCGAGCAUCGUUGGAGGAGGUGUAAAGGCACCACGUAUUAAAACCAAGAAUUUAAUUUCUGUUAUUUUCUGUGAAGCUGUGGCAAUUUAUGGAUUAAUAACGGCAAUUGUUCUCUCUGGAACAACAGCUCUUGAGGUAACUGAAGUAACAGAUAUGGUACAAAAUGCCCGGAAAAUGAUGGCAGCAUAUGUGACUUUUGGCGCUGGCUUGUGUGUUGGGUUGGUCGAUUUAUUCUGUGGACUUUGUGUAGGAUCUGUCGGCUCUGGGGCAGCCAUAUCAGAUGCUGCUAAUUCCUCACUCUUUGUAAAAAUACUCAUUAUUGAGAUUUUUGCUAGUGCCAUUGGCUUAUUUGGUUUGAUUGUUGGUGUUUAUAUGACUUCCAGAAUAUAACAAGUAAAGAAGAACUCAAAGUUAAUUCCAUUUGACAAUAUCAGGCCAUAAUGUCAUACAGGUACAUUUUUGGUUCUCAGAUCUUAAGUAUUCUGGCAGAGGGAUGGACUGCUUUGUGUAGGAGAUAUUUAUAGUCAUUGUCUUAGAUUUAUAUUUCUAUUCUGAUCAGUCCUUAUACUAGGAAAUACACAUUCCUUCAUUUUAUAUCUAUGAUAUUUUGCUACAGUUGUUAAAAAAACAAAUAUAUACAUGAAAUAUUUGUGGUAUUCCAUGCUGUGGUAGUACUAAUUUCAUGAACAUACAAGAUGGAUAUUGAAAGAGUGGAAAAUGACUACAUUUCCAAGCAGUCUCCUUAGAAGUAAAACCCCACUCUAUAUUAAGACUUACAGAUUUAUGAGUACCUAAUGUUUUGAAGGUUAGGUAUGAAUUUUGUCAAAUUAGCAAGCCUUGUAAUUGUAAUUGUAAUUGUAAUUUAUUUCGAGUUCCAGAUGAUCCAAUAAAACUGGUUACAAACCAUAGGAUAUAGAACAUGUCAAAUAUUAAUUAAAAUAUGUCAAGAUAAGCAGAAGAACAUAAAAGUACAAUACAAUCUUAAGUAAAGUUCAGGUAUAAGUUGAGCUCAAGUAAAUAAUUAGAACAUGUCAAAAUUAUAAAGCAAUAAAAUAAAUGAUAUAGAAGACAAUAAGUUGUUGUUGUUAUUGGAGAGGGUGUGUUUCCCCAUGCACUUAGACCAGAUAUUGGUCCAUUGUGUGUUAGAAGACAAUAAGUAUUAUCGUAAAUACAAUAAAAUUAUUGUACAGAUAGACUCAUAUAAUUCAAUAUAGAGUAACUAACAUACUAUUCAUAUAAAACCAUUAGUUUACAACAUCAUUCAUUAACACUAUAAUACUCCUCCAAGUCAUAAAAACAAUGGGUAAUCAAGUAUCUUCUUAA